Messenger RNA from Tripterygium wilfordii, 689 nucleotides. Its product is annotated as ethylene-responsive transcription factor ERF098-like. Gene Ontology annotation, biological process: ethylene-activated signaling pathway; regulation of DNA-templated transcription. Bases 1 to 438 code for a protein of 145 amino acids. NCBI's taxonomy places the organism in Eukaryota, Viridiplantae, Streptophyta, Magnoliopsida, Celastrales, Celastraceae. The transcript has a single exon. The record is from RefSeq and is a predicted model, not a curated record. Gene Ontology annotation, molecular function: DNA-binding transcription factor activity; DNA binding.
AUGGACUCAGGUGACCCACAGAGAGGAGAAGUUCGAUACAGGGGAGUGAGAAGGCGACCAUGGGGGAAAUAUGCAGCGGAGAUUCGCGACUCUACAAGGCCUGGAUCUCCUCGCUUGUGGUUGGGGACAUUCGAGACAGCUGAAGAGGCCGCCCGAGCUUAUGAUAGAGCAGCUUAUGUAAUGAGAGGUAGCAUGGCCGUUCUCAACUUCCCUGAAGAAUAUCCUCCAUCUGCAAAUGCUGAUUCUGCCCUCGCUCCCUCCUCUUCCUCUUCCUCCUCUUCCGUUGGCUCAUCAUCAUCGUCAACAUCAAUGCCAUCUUCUUCAUCUUCAUCCGCUAUGGUUCAUGGGGAGAAAGAGGUGUUUGAGUUUGAAUACUUGGACGACAAGGUGUUGGAGGAGCUUCUUGGGUUUGAGGAGAGUAAAAACAAGAAGCAGUGAAGCAUUGGAGCCUCAUACAUCCGGCCUCCACAUACAUUUUAGAUCUUUUUUACAAAAUUUGCUUCCAUCAUCUCCGUUGGGCUUAUUUUACUUUCAAGAUAGACAAAAGUAAUAGGAAAUAAUUUUUCUUUUUUUAGACUGUCGUUGUUUUGUAUGGGAAUUAUAUAUACCUUUCAGGCCUGCUUAUUCUCCCAUUUUAUAUUAGCCACAUAAAUUGCCAAAUUGGCUUGUACUAUGCGUAGCCAUCUUUG